AUGGACGGUGGUGGAGCUCGAGUGGAAAGGAGGAGGAGUAUCAAGGAACGGCUGGGAUUGAAAGGCAGCCGAGGACGUGGCUCAGACUCCGCCGGCAACGGCCAGGACCGCCGAACAUGGCUGCUACGGCGCAGCUCCGGCGGCGUCGCCGGGAUGAACCUCGCUGCAGCGCUUGCCGCGGAGCGCCACUUCCGGGCUGCCCAAGAUACCGUUGGUAGCGGAAGCCCGCCGGCGGUGAGGGGAACGCCUGUGCGAGUGUCGUUGAUGAUGCUACUGGAGGAAACAGACGGUGCAGAUGACUUGGGGGCCGAUUCCACGUGCUGCGUGUGUAUGGAAAGGAAAAGGGCGCAGCGUUCAUACCGUGCGGGCACACAUUUUGCCGGGUGUGCUCGCGGGAGCUGUGGUUGA
Thlaspi arvense is the source of this 408-nucleotide messenger RNA. The record is from the annotation of a GenBank genome assembly. NCBI's taxonomy places the organism in Eukaryota, Viridiplantae, Streptophyta, Magnoliopsida, Brassicales, Brassicaceae.